UUAACUACUUCGUACUUCCUGAAAAUGCAACAGUAAUUGCCAUUGGGCUUUUGUUUUAAUCACGCCUACCUUAAUUCUCUACCUUUACCUAGUUUACCUUACGUUCUCUUAAUACAGCCAUGAUCAUUUGACAUUAGCCAUUUAACUAACGUAGCCUACUUAGCUGGCUCUAGACAGUGGUUUAUUGUCGCUGAACAGAGACAGGAGCUGGUUGUCUGCUGUUGGGUGUUUCUUGUGUGUUGUAUGGAUACGAUAUGUUGGAUACGAGUUAAAAAUGGAUUCACAAGUUGAUCUUCAGCAAACAGAUAAUAGCAAACCAGCUGAAUCAACAGAUCAUCCUCCGAGGAUGACCAGACAGCAGACUCUCACCCUAAUAUCAAUGGCAUCUGUCAACUUCAGUUCAAUGAUCUGUUACUCAAUAUUAGGCCCUUUUUUCCCCAAUGAGGCAGUCAAGAAGGGAGCCAGUCAAACUGUCAUUGGUCUCAUAUUUGGCUGCUAUGCUGUCUGCAAUUUCAUUGGCUCAUUGAUAAUGGGGAAAUAUAUUGUCCAAAUUGGUGCAAAGUUUAUGCUCGUGAUGGGGCUUUUUGUUUCGUCAGGCUGCACCAUUCUGUUUGGGUUACUCAAUCGGGUACCUGCGGGACCCAUUUUCAUAACUCUGUGCUUCGUAGUGAGGUCCAUAGACGCUUUAGGCUUUGCCGCUGCGGCGACCUCCUCUUUUGCCAUUACAGCAAAAAUAUUCCCGAACAAUGUGGCAACUGUUUUGGGUAGUUUGGAGAUUUUCACAGGACUUGGUCUUAUUCUGGGGCCACCGGUCGGAGGGUGGUUCUACCAGUCUUUUGGAUAUGAAGUCCCUUUUAUGUUUCUUGGAUGUUUCCUGUUGAUUAUGGUUCCAUUCAACAUAUUUGUCUUGCCAAACAUAGAUUCAAACCCAUCGAAGGAUUCAUUCUUUCGACUUCUCACCAAUGUGAAAAUCGUCCUGAUCUGCUAUGUGAUAUUCACUCAGAGUGCAGGACUGGGCUUCGUGGAUGUCUCUUUGUCCCUGUUUGCUAUGGAGAGGUUUAAUCUCUCAUCUGGCUACGUGGGAUUCAUCAUACUUGGUGUGUCAUUACCAUACUGUCUGGCAUCACCGCUGAUUGGGUAUUUUACUGAUAAAUAUCCUUCCACCAGGUCUUGGUUCAUGGUGAUAGGAGGUGUCGCCACAGCCAUUGGCUUCUUGAUGCUCGGUCCCGUCCCUUUCCUUCACAUCCCGAGUAAUCUGUGGUUGCUGAUCAUCAUGCUUGGUUUAAUUGGGUUUUCUCUGAGCAUGACUAUAAUCCCCACGCUCUCUGAGAUCAUCACAUGUGCAAAUGAACAAGGAUAUGAAGAAGGAUUAAGCACUCUUGGAAUGGUGUCUGGACUGUUUGAUGCAUUUUGGUCCAUUGGGAUGUUUUAUGGCCCAAUAGUGGGUGGCCUUAUAACACAACAUCUGAGCUUUGAGUGGGCAGCUGCAGUCCAAGGAGGCUUGGUGCUUUUGGGUGCCCUUUUCCUAGCUGUGUAUUACCUGUGUCAUCCCCCGCAACAUCAAAGAAGUGUUCGAGAAGAUCUACGAACAGAUGAAAACACUCCUCUCCUGACUGAAUGAAGCCCUCAGCAACAUGUGGAAGGACGCCAUACCGUACAAAACAUGAUCUAAAUGUCUCAGCUGCUCUGGGCAUCAACCUCCAAGUUACUCAAAUGGUUCCAUUGUUAUCAAUGGCUUUUUGAUGUUCAUAUUGUAAAUUAUGAAGGAAUAUAGUCAACCACUGGAAAGUCCAGACAAGCUGAAUGAGUCUACUGAAGGAAAAACACCCACUUGUGUGUUCACUAACUCUAUUCACCCCAUGUCUGUGUUCAGUUAGUAAAGUGGCAUCAUGCAUUGCAUAACUUGCUUAUAUUUUAUUUGACAGACCAAAUGUCAUAAGGUUACCCAGUUGUCCACUGAAGCAUUAGAUGUUUUCUAAAAUAAUUUCCAAGUGUCACCCCCCAAAAAAUAAAAUAAAUCUAUUUAUCUAAUUUAUCUUAAUUAUUUUGAAAUGAAAAUACACAUUAACAUAUAGGUAACUCAAAUACUUCUUUAAAAUUAUAGCAACAAGCAGAAUACUUAGUAUCCUAGUUGCAUCGUUUCAGGUCCGUUCCAAAAAUGAAACUCAUACCAUACAUAAUGUUAUGGUUCCAGGAUUUAAAGGACCCAAAUGCAGGGAGAGGCAGGCAGGCAGAAGGGUUGAGCUCCAGGAUUUAUUUAACCAAAAACGGCAGCACGGUGGCUGGAAAAAUCACAGGGAAAAAUACUCGCAGGGAACAAAGUAACGCAGGGAAGAAUCCAAACAAAGACCCUGUUUACACGUACAUGGUUAUUUUUACAAACUGAGACAUUUCCCUUCAUUUGUGCCCUUCAUUUACACGCAAGCGGAGAAUUUGCCUCUGAAACGGAGUCUUUCUAAAA
This is a messenger RNA of Perca flavescens (yellow perch), 2461 nucleotides long. RefSeq names its product MFS-type transporter SLC18B1. Gene Ontology annotation, molecular function: transmembrane transporter activity. NCBI's taxonomy places the organism in Eukaryota, Metazoa, Chordata, Actinopteri, Perciformes, Percidae. The record is from RefSeq and is a predicted model, not a curated record. The transcript is spliced from 14 exons. Gene Ontology annotation, biological process: transmembrane transport. The coding region runs from base 275 to 1621 and encodes 448 amino acids.